This is a messenger RNA of Lathyrus sativus (Indian pea), 1407 nucleotides long. NCBI's taxonomy places the organism in Eukaryota, Viridiplantae, Streptophyta, Magnoliopsida, Fabales, Fabaceae. The record is from the annotation of a GenBank genome assembly.
AUGGAGAAAGAGAAAGAGAUGACUGUAAUGUACGGUUGUGUCAUCAUAACCAUGGACGACGAUCACCGAGUUUUUAAAGACGGAGGUAUCGUUAUUCAUCUCGAUCGAAUCAAAGCAAUCGGACAUUCCCAACAUAUUCUCUCCCACUUCUCUCAUCUCGCCGACCACCUCAUCGACCUCACCGGCCACAUCAUAUUCCCCGGACUCAUCAACACACACGUUCACACCUCCCAACAACUUGCCAGAGGCAUAGCCGAUGACGUUGACUUAGUCACGUGGCUUCACCACCGCAUCUGGCCUUACGAAUCCGCCAUGACCCAACACGACUCUUAUCUCUCUACUUUACUCUGUGCUAUCGAACUCAUUCACUCCGGUGUUACCUGUUUUGCUGAAGCUGGUGGUCAGCAUGUUUCUGGAAUGGCCAAGGCUGUUGAGUUGCUUGGUUUGCGUGCUUGUUUGACUCAGUCAACUAUGGAUUCUGGUCACGGUUUGCCUUCUUCUUGGGCUAUUCGUACUACUCACGAGUGUAUUCAGUCUCAAAAGGAUAAUUAUCACAAGUACAAUAAUUCAGCUCAAGGUCGCAUUAGAAUCUGGUUUGGAGUCAGACAAAUCAUGAACUCUACGGAGGACUUGCUUCUUCAAACAAGAGAUGCUGCUGCACAACUCAACACCGGAAUACAUAUGCAUGUUGCAGAGAUACCUUAUGAGAAUCAACUAGUUGUGGAUGUUCACAAGGUUAAUCAUGGAACUGUUACAUAUUUGGACAAGAUACAGUUCCUUCAAAAUAAUCUGUUAGCAGCUCAUUCAGUUUGGGUGGAUGAUAAUGAGAUAUCUCUUCUUUCAAAGGCAGGGGUCAAAGUGUCUCACUGUCCAGCUGCUGCUAUGCGAAUGCUUGGAUUUGCACCUGUAAGGGAGAUGCUUGGUGCUGGCAUCUGUGUCUCCUUGGGAACGGAUGGGGCCCCUUCAAACAAUCGCAUGAGCAUUGUUGAUGAAAUGUACCUAGCUUCUCUAAUUAACAAAGGACGGGAAGUUUUUGCUAAUGGAACUACAGAUCCAACAGCACUGUCUGCCGAAACUAUUCUUGAAAUGGUCACAGUUAAUGGUGCAAAGUCAGUACAAUGGGAUGAUGAACUAGGUUCUCUUGAGGUUGGGAAAAAGGCUGACAUUGUUGUUGUCAAUCCUUCCUCUUGGUCUAUGGUUCCUGUUCAUGACUGCAUCUCCAACAUGGUUUAUUGCAUGCGAACAGAAAAUGUGGUUUCUGUCAUGUGCAAUGGUCUGUGGAUAAUGAAGGACAAAAAGAUUAUCAAUGUUGAUGAGGAUGAAGUUAUUUCAAAAGCAAAACAGGCUUCCGCUGAACUUCUGAAAAGGGCAGGCAUACAAUUACCAACUAGAAUGAACUUCAUUUGA